Molecule: messenger RNA, 3789 nt
Organism: Pseudozyma hubeiensis SY62
Lineage: Eukaryota; Fungi; Basidiomycota; Ustilaginomycetes; Ustilaginales; Ustilaginaceae
Exons: 1
Coding region: 1-3789 (1262 amino acids)
Biological process (GO): establishment of cell polarity
Cellular component (GO): cell tip; cytoplasm
Molecular function (GO): cytoskeletal regulatory protein binding
Source: RefSeq, a predicted model, not a curated record
AUGUCGGGCUCAGGCUCCGGUUCGAACCACCCUGUCACGGCAGAACGCAUUCGCCAUCCUCAACAUGUCUAUGCGCAAGAAGGUCCCACAUCACCAUCAUACGAUUCCAGCGGUCACGGCUCCUACAUGUCACACCAGGACAGCGCAGGCUCGAGUGCUGCGCCAGGAUGGAACAGUCCAGGUGGCUCGAGUCAACCUGCGCGCUCGCCUGCGCAGCUACCCGAGGAGAUGCGCGCCCGCGAGAGGCAGAGGCAGGUGGAGCGAGAUCGAGAACGACGGGAGCGCCAGCCCAGCCAAUCGUCUUUGAAUGCCCCUAGUCCAGCGCCAUCGACUCCUUCCGCCAACGCGCAGGAUCCUGCAGCCGCGAAAUUCUCGUCUAGCCACAUGGAGUCCUCGGUGACACGUUUGCUUGUCGCGACAAAGAUGUUGCUCGAAUCGCUCACCAAAUGGUCCGUCGGGCAGCGUAGCGAAGAGGACGUUUCCGACAUCUAUGUGCGCCUUGGCAACGACUUCAACUCGGCCAAGCUCGCCUUUGGAUCGUACGGCAUCGACAUGAGCGAUCUCAAUUCGGUGCCCGAUGAUCUGCGCGACUGCCUUGAGCGCUGCUUGUCGGAGGAAGCUUCUCCGGCUGUGCUCGAAAUCCAUCUGCCCCGUAUCCGCGAGAUCAUCAUCAAUCUCCUACAGGGUCUCAAGAUGAAGCAGGCCGAGUACAAGCAGUUCCUCGUCCAGCAACGUGCAGCAAAAGGGGCAAAGAGGUCCAGCGUACUUCUCGGGACUCCAUCAUCAUCAACUCCUCCAUCAGUACGACAGCAGCAGCAGCAGAAGACGACAUCGAAUCGUGUCCUGGGGCCACGCGCCUCGCGGCAAGGGUUCAGCGAGACUGCUGCAACUGCCUCUGCCGAAGCCCAACCCGAGAUAGAUUCGUCAAGCACGUUCUCAACACACCCAGAUUCUCUGCAGCGUGCCAGCUCGGUGGGUGCGGCGUCACCUUUCGAUCGCGCAUCGACGCAACCAUCUGGCGGAGAUGCCGACUCGUCCACGACUGCUCCCGCAAAUCCUGCAUCCGGUCGAGCUGGCAUUGUGCGUCCGCCGAGUCGUAUCUUGCGCAUGGCAAGCGAUCGAUCAGCAGGCAAAGGCUCAGAUGAACAGCCCUCACCUGCACUGCCUCAAGCAGCCUUCUCGUCCUCCGAUGCCCCGGAUUCCGAGUCAGGUCAGGCAACGCCGCGAAUGUCGAGCGUCGAAAGCCGCGCGCUAGCCAACGACGCUGUUGUGACGUCGGCUGCUGGCGGAGAAGCUUUGCGCGAUGAUGAAGGCUCCGACGACCAGCCUGGCCCGCUCACCAGCCUGACACCGCAACGAUUGAGCACACGAUCACCACGACACACUCCCAAGUCCUCCGUCGAUACUGCUGCCGACUUUACCGAACAUGACCCGAGCAUGAGGGCGCUCAAGAACCGAGAUGCUCUGGAACGUCGUGCCAGUAAACGCUUCAGCGCCUACACCUUCAACAAAAUGGGCAUCGGACAGAACUACACACAGGGUAUGGGCAUCAACAUGUUCCCUCCAGGCAGCGGCGGUGCCGGUAGUCCGCUCGCAGAACGCAAACCAACCGAGCGACGAGGCAGUGGAGCACGCCGGACCGUCCGACCUCCUCUUCCAGAGGCGAGUCCCGCACUGGAAGGCGCCACAAGUCCCUCUACGUUCGCCAAAACCACCGACUACUUUGGAUCGUCAAGCAGCAGCAACAGCAUCAGUGGCGCACGUGCGCUGCCUCGAUCCAGAAGCGCUGCUACCGUCGACAGCAAAUUCGAGUCGAUUCAGGAAGUCAAGACUCCCACCUCUGCCUCUUUCGGCCCAGACGCCAAUACGCCGCCGCCCGAAGAUUCUAUCGGCACAAAUCCAGGAAAGUCGACAUCUGCUGAGGCACACGAGUCUUCGCCGACACAGUCGAGGGACCUACUUGCUCCUGCCGCCCGGACCGCUCACCGGGUCACUUCGCAAGCUGCGAGCUCCACGGAUUCACUUCCCUUUGUGGAUGCUCAUGCGGCUGUGUCGGACUCGGGCCAUGCAAUCGAAUCCAAGGAUGGCCAGAGCGCUGCUACGACGGCUGCGGCCACCAGCACCGCAAUUUCGGCAACUCCGCGCGCCCGGUCCAGCACCAUAGCAUCAGAGACGAUCAGUGUCUUUCUGCAGCUCGGUCGUCAAACUCGUAAAGCUGUCAUUGAGCUUGACACCUCCAAUCCUCUGACACGUGGGAUCAGCGUCGCAAAAUUGCGCAUGCUCUUCAUCGAUCGCUUCGCGUACUCGCCUGGUAUGGACGACUUCCCGACCAUCUAUCUCAAAGACCCCGCCAGCGGUAUAACGUACGAGCUUGAGGAUCUUGACGACAUUCAGGAAGGGAGCGUGCUCACGCUCAACAUCGAGCCCCUGGACCAGGUCAAACAGCACCUCGACCUGUCGCUCGGCGCCAUUUCACGCGACAUUCGCGAGCUCAAGGCUGCUCUGGCGGAGCGUGACCGCGAUGCGCGUCGCAUGUCUCUGGUCAACAACGACGCCUUCUUGACGACGCAUGCAACACCCACCAAGAUCAGCGAUUCGCAAUUUCAAGCGGCUGGCCAGCGUGUGGCGCAACUCAAGCGUGCCAAUACGCGAGCGUCCGGGACGAACAAUUUCGAAGACCCGCCUACGACUCCCGACUCCAGCAAAAGCAGUGCUGCAGGUCCACCCUCGUCCGCAUUGGCAGGCUCACGCAUAGCGCACGAGCUCAAGGCGCAAUUCGAGGAACUGCAGAACCUUCGCCGCGAGUUUGCUGUCACCCGUCAAUUGCAGACCGAUUUCGAGGGCGACGUCAAGUCUAUCCUCGCCACCGUCCGCGAGCAAUCUGGUGCGGUGCGAGCCAUCGCCUCGACCAAAGUGGCAGCCGAGCGCAAUUUCAUCGUCGCAGGCAAAGCUCGCCUCGAUACCCAGUCUCAAGACCUCCUCACGCUCAUCGAGGACCUGCAGGAUACUGUUGACGAUCUACGGGUCGAUGUCAUUCAACGCGGAGUCAAACCGAAACCCGCUCUGGUCAAGCAGAUCGUCGAGGACGUCGAUCGUGCCACCAGCGGCCUGUUGGAGCUCGAAGGGUACGUGCAGACGGUCAAACCAAGUUGGAAGAAGACGUGGGAGUCCGAGUUGCAGAACAUCGUCGACGAGCAAGAGUUUCUCAACCACGAGGAAGGUCUCCUUUCGGAUCUGCGCGACGAUCUCGGCGCGCUCAAGGAGGUGUUCAGCAACAUCCAGCAGGUGGUCAAGCUUCGUGGUGGAUCCGGCAAGGGAGGCAAGUACAUCCCUCCGCUACCGGAGGAGGGCCACGAAGGUCUGUCCACCGUUAUGAUGGAAGUCAAGUCGCAGGCCGUCAAUCAUGAGAAGCGUCUACGAGCUCUACAGGCUGUCGAACGGCAAAGACAGAAGGACAUGUUGGCUUCCAAGAGCAACGACGAGUUCAGUGAAGAGCUGGCAGGGUUCGUGGACAAGAGAGUGCUUCGCAAAACCGGCGGCGUUUUGGAGGCCGAAAGGGUCAGGCAGAAGAGAGACCAUGCAACGUGGAAGGCCAUGUUUGGCGGUGGCGGGCCUGGAGGGAUUCCGAUGACUCCGAGCGGGAGCAGCGGGCCAGAAGCCAAACCGAAGAAGUUGAUACUCGGCGGUAAGAAGGGCAAGGAUGCGGCAGCGGCAGCGGCAGGUGUCGAUGGGCCCUCGACCGCUGCCAAUACGAGCGCAAGCACUACGGAUGACGAUACUACGCUGUAA